Penicillium malachiteum is the source of this 1089-nucleotide messenger RNA. Its product is annotated as putative oxidoreductase, 2OG-Fe(II) oxygenase family. The transcript is spliced from 3 exons. Bases 1 to 1089 code for a protein of 362 amino acids. NCBI's taxonomy places the organism in Eukaryota, Fungi, Ascomycota, Eurotiomycetes, Eurotiales, Aspergillaceae. The record is from RefSeq and is a predicted model, not a curated record. Gene Ontology annotation, molecular function: dioxygenase activity.
AUGAACAAGACGCAAGUCAAUCUUGAACUUCCCAAACCUCCCUCCAUUCCCUACGGACGUCCCAACUGCACCUCUCCUCCAACUUUCACUCGGGAAAUUAUUAUCAGGAGACCCCACCGAGUUCGACCGACUUUUCUCAAAGCAUCAGUUGAUAUCGGAUUCUUCUAUCUCGAUUUCCGGGACUCAGAGCUUGGAGCAUCUCUGCUACGAGAUACAGAUGAGCUAUUUAAUGUUGGGAAGACACUCUUCGAGUUAAGUCUGGAGGAGAAAAAGAAGCAUGACUUCAGUGCUCAGAACUCCUACUUUGGGUAUAAGGGACAGGGAGUUGCGGUGAUUGAUACAGAUGGGAAUUUGGAUCGAAAUGAAUUCUAUAAUGCAUCAAAAGAUGAUAUCUUGGGCAUAUCGAAUCAACUCCCUGCACCAAAUAUCCUCCAACAGGAAGAAACCCGUCCCCUCCUCAAAUCCUUCAUGUUAAACUCUCACAAAAUCGUUACUCUCAUCCUUAAAAUCCUAAAUGAUAAAUUGGGUCUUCAACCAAACAUACUCCCGAAUCUCCAUCGUCAAACCUCUCCAAGUGGUGAUCAAGUCCGCUGGGUUAAAGCACCCCCACAACCUCUCUCUGAUAGAAGGGUAGCGUUGGGUCAACAUACAGAUUUUGGUUCAAUAACAGUUCUGAUGAAUCGACUUGGUGGUUUACAGGUUCAAUUACCUGCAAAUGGAAGUGAAGGUGAAUGGGUAUAUGUUCGUCCGAUGCCAGGAUUUGCGGUGAUUAAUCUUGGUGAUGCCAUGGUCAAAUUUACUAAUGGAUUAUUGAGAUCCAAUAUUCAUCGUGUUAAUGCCCCUCCUGGUGCUCAGGCGGAUUACAUGAGGUAUAGUUUGGUUUAUUUUGCUAGGCCUGAGGAUCAGGUUCUUUUACGCAGAUUGGAUGGAAGUAAUAUUCCGGAGUUACAGGUUGCAGAGCAGGAGGUUUGUAGUAAGGAGUGGACUAUUAGGAGGGCACUUGGGAGGAGAGUGGAUCUGGGGAAAGAGAUUGAUUUUGAGAAGGCGGCUGGGACUGAGGAGAUUAGUCGACGGAGGAACUUGAAUUAG